AUGCAUGAGAAAAUCGAUGCUGCAAAGACCAGCGAACUGCUCCAGGCGACCGUCGACGUUGAGGCCUUGGAGGAGGCAAAGACAACUCCAUCCACAGGACUCCCUCUGUCUGCGCUUCACGUGCUAGAUGUUGAGGAGGAAGACGAGGAGGAGCAUGCCAGAGACCGGGGAGGACCACACAUGCAAAGCGAGCCUGAGGUUGUUGACGUUGAGGCGCCGACACCGAUGACGCCGAUGCCGAUGCAUGGAAGCCAUAAAGGACAAAACGAAGCAACCACUCUUCCGGCGACCGUUGAUGCGGACGACGGUGCGGCGAGCACCGAGCCAAGGUCGAAGUCGGUUGCGCAGGCGGUGGCCGAGGCAGUGGAUGCCGUCGAGGCGGCUGAGGCAGCAGAAGCAGAAGUGGAGGCCAUCAUGAAGGAGGAGGUACUGCGGCGUGCACUUCUUGACCCAGAAGGUGAAGCCAGGAGAAGGAGGGUGCUAGCAAGAAAAUCGCAAAGUGGACGACGCAGGUGGAACUUUGCGGGGCGGGCCGCGCGCGCCCGCUCUGGAGACGAUCGUUACCGGGAGCACGAGGUAGAUUUAGAAUGUCGCAGAAAGCUUGCCUUCCGUGCGCGGGGGCGUUUCAGAGGUCCUGUUGAAGAUCGUGGAGACGAGCGGCAGAACGGAAACAUGGACAAGCAAAGAGAGGCAUUGAAAGUGCAGCUUGCUGGACCCUCUGUGCCCGCUCUCCAGGAAAGGAAGCGUACCCGCGGUGAGCGGAGCCCACAGGCAAAUCGCAGUCGACGUGGAAGAGGGUGUCGCGAAGAAAAGCCAAAGCGAUUCAGGUUGCCACCGCUCGAUUUUCCAGAGCUGCCAAUAUUGAUAGCCGAUGGAGACGACCACGUUGUGAUUCCGGAAGCCAGGGCAGGCAAUCUUCCUGCCGUUAUCCAAAUCGAUCGAGAGUGUCGUCAGGCAAGGGCGUCGGAGCUGGAGAAGAUGCGGGGAGAUCUCGCCAUGGAGCUGGAGGUUGUGCAGAAGGAGCGUGCCGAUGCGGCAAGAGAGCUGCGACAAAGCUGCGUUGUGGAGGCAGAGGCCGUUGAACGGCUCCGGCAAGCUCUGACAGCUGCUUUCGGCAGCGUCGAUGACUAG
Molecule: messenger RNA, 1131 nt
Organism: Symbiodinium sp. CCMP2592
Lineage: Eukaryota; Dinophyceae; Suessiales; Symbiodiniaceae
Source: the annotation of a GenBank genome assembly